Molecule: messenger RNA, 2360 nt
Organism: Sphaeramia orbicularis (orbiculate cardinalfish)
Lineage: Eukaryota; Metazoa; Chordata; Actinopteri; Kurtiformes; Apogonidae
Gene: hexa
Product: hexosaminidase A (alpha polypeptide)
Exons: 14
Coding region: 229-1854 (541 amino acids)
Biological process (GO): glycosaminoglycan metabolic process; carbohydrate metabolic process; ganglioside catabolic process
Cellular component (GO): lysosome; membrane
Molecular function (GO): beta-N-acetylhexosaminidase activity
Source: RefSeq, a predicted model, not a curated record
AAAGAAACAGCGAGGUAGAUUCUGACACUGAAAUCACGAAAUUAUAGUAUACGAAUAAUCAAGAAGCUAUUAUUGUUACAAUGAUACGUUAAAAAAAGAAAAAGAAAACAGGAACAACAGGAUGAACUCUUUAGUUCCCUGUCGUGAUUCGCUUCAGGGUCAUGUGACUGCAUGUUUUUAAGCACCUGACUUUCACCGGUCCUGUGUGAAGUGUUGUCGGGGUCUGAAAUGAGGGUCAUGGACUCGGUCUCUGGGAGAUACACUUGCCUGAAUAUGAAUUAUCUACUGUUAAUUAUGAUCCACAUUGGCGUAGGUCUGCAUGCAGUUGGAGGGGUAUGGCCAAUGCCGCAGAUUUCAGCCUCUUCGCCGGAGCAGUAUCCCCUGAACCCAGAGGCUUUCUACUUUGAAUACGGAAGACAAUCGGAAGCCCAGCCCGGCUGUAGUGUUCUGGAUGCUGCUUUCAAGAGAUAUUUCUCCCUUAUAUUUCCAGACUACUUUCCUGGUGCAAAUGUUCGUUUGCAAUUCAGUGUGAAUAGACCAUUUACUUUGGAGGUCAGUGUAGACCAUGAUGGCUGUGAUGGUUACCCAAGUCAAGAAUCUUCUGAAAGAUACAAUCUGAGUGUCUGUGCAGGACAAGCAUCUCUGAAAGCGGAAACUGUGUGGGGUGCACUAAGAGGUCUGGAAACCUUCAGUCAACUGGUGUAUCAAGAUGAUUUUGGCUCUUUUUUUGUGAAUAAAACUGACAUUGAAGACUUCCCACGGUUUCAGUUCAGGGGGAUUUUGUUGGACACAUCACGCCAUUAUUUACCAGUCCAGGCCAUACUUAAAACUCUGGAUGCAAUGGCCUACAGUAAAUUCAACGUAUUUCACUGGCACAUUGUUGAUGACCCCUCCUUCCCUUACCAAAGCCAAACCUUUCCAGACCUGUCCGCUAAGGGGGCUUUCCAUCCGAUGACUCACAUCUACACACAGACAGAUGUGCAGAGGGUGAUCUCAUAUGCCAGGCUGAGGGGAAUAAGGGUCCUUCCUGAGUUUGAUUCUCCUGGCCACACUCAAUCUUGGGGAAAAGGACAGUCUGAUUUGUUGACACCCUGCUACAAAGGGGGCACUCCAUCAGGUGCUUUUGGUCCUGUGAAUCCAACCUUGCCCUCCACCUACCAGUUCAUAGCAAGACUAUUUAAGGAAGUGUCAUCAGUGUUUCCUGAUUCCUAUAUCCACUUAGGAGGGGAUGAGGUUAACUUCUUCUGCUGGAAAUCAAACCCUGAUGUCCGGGCAUUCAUGCAAAAGAUGGGAUUUGGAACGGACUUCACCAAACUGGAGGCUUUCUACAUGGAGAGCAUUGUGAAUAUUACUUCAACUCUCAACAAAACGGCCAUUGUGUGGCAGGAUGUUUUUGACUACCAUGAACGUAUUCCUGAGGACACAGUGCUGCACAUCUGGAAGGGCGUUCCAUAUGACUAUACGAAAGAGCUCAGCAGGAUCACCAAAGCUGGCAAGAGAGUCGUGUUGGCUGCUCCAUGGUAUAUCAACCACAUUGCCUAUGGUCAGGACUGGCGUAAAUCCUACACUGUGCAGCCUCUGAACUUUUCGGGUACGGAGGAACAGAAGAAGCUGGUGAUAGGGGGUGAGGUAUGCAUGUGGGGAGAAUAUGUUGAUGCCACCAAUCUCACUCCACGUCUUUGGCCAAGGGCAAGUGCUGCAGCAGAGAGACUCUGGAGUGAUGAGAAGCAGACUUCUAGUGUGGAAAAGGCGUUUCCUCGUUUGCAGGAUUUCCGCUGCAAGCUGCUGAGGCGUGGCAUCCAGGCAGAGCCACUCUAUGUGGGGCACUGCAGACAUGAGUACCAGGGUAUUUGAAGAUGUGUGAACAUAACUUUGAGCAGUGUUUUAAGCCUUAAGGUAUAAUUGCCUUUCACGCUCAUGAAGGGAUACAAUGUGUGAGGAAUUUGCAUUUUUCUCAGGGAUUGUUGUUACUUUUCUUCUUAUUUUUCUUAUUUUAAUUAGUGGUAGUAGUGGUAGUGAUAGUACUAGUGGUAGUGGAGGUAGUAGUAGUGGUAUCUGUAAUUAUCGUUUGUUGUAGUUUUUAUGCAUUUUUAUGAUCUUUUAUAUUCAGUAGUCAUUUUAAUUUAUAAUUGCCAACCGUAUGAGAAAUAACAAAAUACUGAGUUGAACAGUUCUUAAAUGAUAUGACAGGCCUAGAAACUCUAGCUUUGAUUAUUUCAUUCAAAUAAUGACACCUCCAUUAAGCUGUACCUUAGCUUAAAUUCUCUAACUGGAAAAUAAUAAAAUCAGCCUGUUAUAAAAUUAACCAUGGCACUCUGUUUUUUCCCACCCUAGGUUCUUCUGUAUAAGACAUUGUUAAU